This is a messenger RNA of Camellia sinensis, 2302 nucleotides long. The record is from RefSeq and is a predicted model, not a curated record. NCBI's taxonomy places the organism in Eukaryota, Viridiplantae, Streptophyta, Magnoliopsida, Ericales, Theaceae.
AAAAAAAGAACUCUUUAAAAUACAGCUUAGGGCUUGACUGAAAUGCAAUUUCUGUGAAAUUUCCAGAGAAAGAGAGAGAGUCGAAUCAGAUGAUUCCGGCAACUUCGGGGGCUCGCCGGCCACAAGAUCGAUCUUCCAAUGGCCCCACAAAUUGGCGCUAAAAAAAUGCCCAAUCUUCUAUGUGCAUUGUGCAGUAAAAUCAUCGCCUUUUAGAGAGAGAAACCAGAAACACACACGUAUAUAUAUAUAUAUAGAGAGAGAGAGAGAGAGAGAGAGAGAGAGAGAGAGAGAGACAGAGACAGAGACAGAGACGUCAUUUGAACGUUGACAUCGGUGUCCAAAAGGGCCUUUAAACGUAUAGGAAUUCGUGUGAAUUUUGGAGGGGUUUGUCAGUUGGAGUGUACAACUAAAUUUUCAAUUUUGUUGUUGUUGUUGUGUCAGAGAUUUUUGCAUGCAAUCGGGAGGCGGGGGCGGAGCCGCCGGCCAUGGGCGGAAUCCGGCGGUGGUGGGUCCUACAUCUUCUUCGGCAUCGCCGUCGUCUUCGUCGUCCGCGACACCGCACUUAGGGUUUGAUUCAAUUCAGCAGCAGCAGCAAAAGCAACAACAGCAACAGCAGAGGCAGUCAUUUCAACAACAAUUGCAUAGAAAACCUGAAGGAAAUGAAUCCAUUCGAGUGUACCAAGCUGGUGCUCUCCAUGGAGUCUUGCCUGGAGGCAAUUUCUCUUCAUCUCCUAAUGUGAUGCAACUACCUCAACAGUCCAGGAAUUUCAUUGAUUUGGCUCAACCGCAUGGUGUGGCCCACAUUCGGGAGGAGGGCCAAAAUAGGAGUCAAGGCAUUGAACAAGUUCUGAAUCCAGUCCAUCAAAGUUAUCUCCAAUAUCCUUUCCAGGCAGCCCAACAGAAAUCAGCCCCAGGGAUUCAAUCUCAGAUGCAAGCAAAAAUGGGAAUGAUGGGGCCUCUAUCGGGGAAGGAUCAAGACACAAGGAUGGGUAAUCUGCAGUUGCAGGAGCUCAUGUCCAUUCAGGCGGCUAACCAAGCCCAGGCAUCAUCAUCAUCCAAGAAACCAUCUGAAUAUUUUGCCCGUGCUGAGAAGCACACACAGCAAGUGCAACAGGCAGUCUCUGAUCAAAGGAGUGAUUCAAAGCCUCCAAUCCAGCCGACAUCAAUGGGCCAAUUAGUGCAGGCCAAUGUUGUAAGGCCUAUGCAUGCACCGAAGUCUCAACAAAGCAUCCAAAACAUGGCAAACAAUCAGCUUGCAAUGGUGGCACAGGCUUUGCCUAGGGUGCUUGCACAGCAGAAGGCAAAUGAAAACAAUAUGGGUGCACAGUCUUCAUCACCUGUCUCGAUGCCAAAGCAACAGGUUGCUUCUCCUCAAGUUGCAAGUGAGAGUUCUCCCCAUGGAAAUUCAUCGAGUGAUGUGUCUGGACAGUUGGGCCCCUCUAAAGCUAGGCAGAUAGUUGCACCUGGCCCUUUUGGCACAACUUCAAAUGCUGCGACACUCAACAAUGCUAACAACGUGUUGGUGCAGCAGUUUCCUGCUCACGGAAGAGAGAACCAUGCGCCUCCAAGACAGACAAUGAUGGUUGGUAAUGGAGUGCCUCCCAUGCAUCCCCCGCAGUCAUCUGUGAACUUGAACCAGGGCAUGGAUAACUCAUCCCAUACAAAAAGCUCAUUAACUGGUGCAGAAGCUUUGCAAAUGCAAUAUGCUAGGCAAUUGAACCGAUCUUCUCCACAACCUGCAGCUUCAUCUAUUGAUGGAGGCUUGGGAAAUCCCAUAUCAGCUCAGGGUGGAAUGGUGCCUCAGAUACAACAUCGUACAGGAUUUACCAAACAGCAACUUCAUGUACUUAAAGUACAAAUACUGGCAUUCAGACGUAUAAAGAAAGGAGAAGCAACUCUUCCACAAGAACUACUUCAAGCCAUUGCUCCACCGCCCCUUGAUAUGCAGCUGCAACUUCUUCCUACUGGAAUUACUAAUCAGGAUAGACCUACUGGGAAAUAUGCAGAAGACCGUGCAAGACAAUCAGAGUUUGCCCUACCACAACCACCAAAAGACUUCCGUAAGUCCUUCUUUCCCAGCAAGGAUCUUAAGAAGUUGUUAGAUCUGCCAGUCCACAAGUCGAGAGCUCCUUUACUGCUCAACUUCAUCCCAACCUACAAGUCGGAACUUCCCGACACCCCAAGGAAGCAGAAAAGCAAGUCUCCUCCUUCCGCCACAACUCCACCAGUGACUUUAUCAUCUCGGCCAGAUCAGGGGCCAACUUCAGAUCCAGCAGAACAGCCACCUACCUCAACUCCAUAG